CAGCAAGGUUUAGAUUUCCAUCUAACUUCAUCUUUUGUGUACAGAGCUAUAGCCAGUAUUGGAAGUAUUAAACGUUAAGCCUCCAGGUUUCCAUUUAAAUUGUAUCAUUUAACUUUUUUCUAUAGCUUUUUUUUUUUUUUUUAAGAACUUGCAUUGUCAAGAAUUCAUGAUGAAGAGCCUUUGUUUUUCUCUCUUACUUGUCUCUGUUCUGUUCAUGACCAGCUUCUCAGAAGUGGAGGGAAGGAAAUGGAAAGGUGAAGGUACAACGCAAAACCUGGAAAGUAUUGUCAUUGGAAGAUGCUAUGACUAUAUUAGAAUUGUGAAUCCUGCUGUUGGUGAGAAGAAUUGCUCAGAGAUAUGGGAAGCAUUUAAAAACGCAUUUAUUAACAAGGAUCCUUGCAGCAUUCUACCUAAGGACUAUGAAUUAUUUAUCAACCUGUCAUUGCACACAAUUCCAUCUAACAAGUCUCUCUUCUGGGAAAAUAAUCAGCUGCUAGUCAAUAGCUUUGCUGGCAGAGGCCGUCGCUACAUGGCUCUGGGUGAUACUCUGUUUGGCUUCUUUGGAGAUUUUCUAAACUGGUGUGGGCAGGCAAGCAGCGCUGGACUGGACUAUGAAUCAUGCCCUACCACGGAGGAAUGUGAAAACAAUGCAGUGGAAUCUUUCUGGAGGAUGGCCUCAAUCACUUACGCACGGCACAGCUCUGGGGUGAUACAUGUCUUACUGAAUGGUUCUGCAGUCGGAGGAGCUUAUCCAGACCCAGGUUUUUUUGCAGAUUAUGAAAUACCUAAUCUCCAGAAAGACAAAAUCUCACAAAUUGUCAUCUGGGUUGUGGAUGAUAUUGAAGGACCAGAUAUAGAUUCCUGUGGAACUCAUACUGUAAAGAUACUAGAAAACAGGCUGAAAACCCUUGGUUUUGAUGUCACCUGCACUGACAAUUACAAGUCUGUUAUGUUCUUACUCUGCCUGGAUUAUCCUGAUGAUUCUAAGUGUACCCUUUCAUCAUCUGCACCAGCAGCACAAAGAGGACCUAUAUCUUCAGACAGAGGAGGCAGCUGGAACAAGCUCAUGUUUGUUUCUUUUGUGGGCUUUUUGUUCAGAUUUGCUUCAGUGUACUAAGUUAAUCAACUGAAUCCAUAUCCUCUGCUUGCCUUAGCUGGCUAUAGAUUUGGCUUUAACUAAUUUCUAACUGCAAUUUCACCCUAGUUCUGGGCCUGGGAAAC
Molecule: messenger RNA, 1221 nt
Organism: Phaethon lepturus (White-tailed tropicbird)
Lineage: Eukaryota; Metazoa; Chordata; Aves; Phaethontiformes; Phaethontidae
Gene: BST1
Product: bone marrow stromal cell antigen 1
Exons: 9
Coding region: 167-1117 (316 amino acids)
Biological process (GO): positive regulation of B cell proliferation
Cellular component (GO): plasma membrane
Molecular function (GO): NAD+ nucleosidase activity; phosphorus-oxygen lyase activity
Source: RefSeq, a predicted model, not a curated record